AGGCAUGCGCGUGAUUUCGACGCUCCGGAACGCGGACGAGGAACGUCGUAAUGGCGAGUGCGUCAGUGUCGCAUUCCUGAGUGGCGAUAGAAAGUUUCUGAGGUCCUCGUCGCCACGGCGUGGGCCGUCUGUUGGGGAAAAGCGUCAGGCAACGUCACGUGUGCCGAGCGUGAGAGCGUCGCGCUAAUGAGCGGCCCUCGCGUCUUCGGUGCGCGCACCUGCGACGGUAGCGUGUCAGUGAUUCAUGUCCGAGGAGCAUGGGAGUGAACGAUACAAAUAAUACAUGAUAAUCGCAGCCGUACCGAGGAGAGCUCGCCGGUCCGUUAUCACCAGGAGAACACUCGGGAGGUCAGGUUGCAGGGACCGAAAGGAGGGACGUCGGACCGACGCGCGCCCAGAAACGCUGUGGUAAUAUGAGCCCUGGCCUUGGAGCAUGAAGGUAACCGUGUGCUUUGACAACGUGAGGGUCGUCGUGCCUUGCGGCGAUGGGACCCUCCUCGUCAGGGACCUCAUGCACGAGGCCAUCCUCAGGUACAAGAAGGCAACGGGCAAGAGCGACGCAGGGCCCACCAUCGGCAGCCUGUCGUCGCUGACCGGAGGAGGCAUUCUGGACCCGGAUGAUCGCCUCUGCGACGUGGCCGAUGACAGAGAGCAGAUCGUCGCACAUUUCGUGGGAGACGGACCACAUGCUGGAGGAGACGGAGCCAGUUCGGUAGGCACCAAUAGCCCGGACUUCUUCCAGGUCGAUGGUAGGGAGCCCCGGUAUGCCAUUGACAUGCAACUCGGAGUUUCAACCAGCAGUAUCAAGAGGGAGAGUACCAAGAGACUGUCUAUGCACGCUCUUUCGAGCAGAGAGCCUUAUCUCGCGACGUAUUCGGCUCAGUCUUUGCCAAGAGAGUCGAGGAGAAAGGAGCCGCUGGGUCAGGAUGCAAAGGCUUCUUACGAGUUCUCUGGCUUGAGCACCGACCCUGCGGAACGAGGAGAGGUCAGGGAGAUAAUUAUUAAGAACGAGGCUGGACCGCUGGGUCUUCACGUGGUGCCUUGCUACGAUCUUUCGGGAAACGACCAAGGCCUCAGGGUAGAAGGAAUCGAACCGAAUGGGCGGAUUGCCAAGGAUGGGCAAAUCGGGCUGCACGAUAAGAUAAUCAAGAUAAAUGGGCAUAAUCUCCUGCACAUGCCCUUUUCCAAAGUGCAGGAUAUUUUUAGAACCUGUAUGAGCGAGCCUUGCUUGCGGAUUUCUAUACUUAAGCAUAAGAAGAGGCAGAACGAGAAGCAGGUUUCCAAAAGUCUUGGGAACAUCAGGAGUAGCGGAAAGAACGAAACCGAUGACAGUAUCAAAAGGCUGCAGUGUAGUAAUUAUAAUCUCUUGCAGACGGCCAACACUCGGAAAAUUGGGAGAAUGAUCGAGAUCGAGCUCACAAAGGGCAGCAACGGUCUGGGGUUUAGCGUUACUACUCGAGACAACCCUGCCGGGGGUCAUUGUCCGAUCUACAUAAAGAAUAUUUUACCGAAAGGUGCUGCAGUGGAGGACGGUAGACUGAGGCCUGGGGAUCGAUUGCUCGAAGUGAAUAACUUGGAGAUGACUGGCAAAAGUCAAGCCGAAGUUGUCUCCCUGCUCAGAAGCAUUCCACCUGGUGGUAAAGUCAGAAUGGUCGUGUCGAGACAAGAAGAAGUGCCUUCCAACGCGUCGGAGUCACACUUCGGUGUAUCCAGCACCGCUGCUCCGGAGUCUACCGAUAACCAGCGAUACUGGGACUCUUUACACCGAUCACCGACCAAGAAGAACAAUAAUAACGACAUUCCAGAGAAACUAGAUAAUAACCAGAGUUACGAUAAGGUUAAUUUCAAAGCGGUCAAGCCUUCGGAGGAAGUCGUAUUGUCUCCACGAAAGAAUCGCAUGAUUCUCACUCUGGAUAUACCGGUGCACGACUCCGAAAAGGCUGGCCUGGGGGUUAGCGUUAAGGGGAAGACUAGCAGUGCGGAUGACAAUACUAAUGUCGACUUAGGAAUAUUUAUAAAAAGCGUGCUCCACGGCGGAGCUGCCUCUAGAGAUGGUCGUCUACAAACUAACGAUCAGCUGUUGAAUGUUAACGGAGUGUCCCUCCUGGGAUUGUCCAAUUCCGAUGCAAUGGAAACUCUACGACGAGCUAUGCUGAACACGAACAGUUCCAUCACGGGUGUUAUUACCCUGACGAUAGCGAGGAGGGUGUCGACUUAUGACACAUGCGAGAAGAACUUCCUGGACAACGUGUCUUCCCGAUGCAAGCUCGAAUCAGCUAAUACAGUGUAUAUUUCAGAUACAUCGAAGCAAUCCGAAGGUAGAGUUAAGGAGAAGAAUGGUCUGAACAGUCCUGUGGAUAUCCUGGAUAACGGUGCGUUGCUACCCACUGCUACGGCCUCACCUUGGAAUCCAGUGAUCGACAGGCUCACCGAGCAGUAUAAUAAAAAUAGUCUUCGAAACGAAAGCUACUGUCUAGCUACCAACAAAACUUGGAUCGAGCCUACGAGCAAUAUCAAGAAAUUGUCCCUGGGGAGGGACGACCGGACGGAAGGUGUUCUUUUGGAGGAGUCUAACGAAGGCUCGCAUUGCACCGAUGGUAAGAAGAGCACCGAUGACAAGGACAGUCAGUACUCUGGGGAUCCUACGUACGAUAGCCAACUAUCAUUAGAGGAGUUCAACUCUUCUACGAAUAAAUUCUCUCGCGACGCCCUUGGCAGGCAAAGCAUGUCGGAGAAAAGACACGCAGCUCUGGAUGCCAAGAACACCGAUACCUACAAAAGGAACAAGAAGCUACGAGAGGGCAGGGAGAACAAAAACGUGGACUCGAAAGGUCACUCCGAGAUGUCCGAGAAGAGGACCUGCAAGCAGGAGGCCUUUGAGAAACCUAAUCUCAAAUCCACUAGUGGGGAGAGUGCUUCCUUCGACAACAGGAAGCACUACGAAAAGUCUGUCGACCCUGUUCAGCCUGAAUACACUUACACUAUUUCAGGAUGUGAGGAGAAAUUCGUUUCCCCCAGGAAACACUGGCUCGUCGAUGACGUACAUACUGACAUAUCCAACGGCAACAAUUUCAAGGAGGAACAGGAUGGAUUUUCCAACUCCAGGGGAGACGUCAAGCAGGCUUCCUUAAAUUCUGCCCUGGACGACCGCUACAAACGUUCCAGAAAGAAGGGUGGCAUCCGGUCCAUGCUCAGGCUGGGGAAGAACAGGAAGUCCUUGAACUUCGGUGACAACAUCGAGGCUCGCCACGAGUCUGGGAAUUAUUGCAGCGGAACGAUUAAUUACAUCGCAUGAUCGCGAGGCACGGAAUCGUCUCUCGGUUAGGAACAAAGUGAACGAAAGAGGAGACUCUGCGUUUAGAUAAAUUGUACAGAGUGUUACAAAAUUCGUGGCUACGGUCUGCACGUCACUAACCUUCUUAAAAAUAUACUCGAGUCCUGGGGAAUUUUUUUCUGCAGUGUCUAAAUUGCCUGUAGUAAUUAAUCGAAGAAGCAAACAACCAGGUGCAUCGAUUUGUGAAACAUGAAUUAAUUGUGAGCGAACUGUGCAUCGUAGAAGAAAGUCCUACGGGACUUUUUUUAUUCCAUUCUUUCAUAUGUUAAGCCUCGAAUUUUGUUACACUCUAUAUAUAUAUAUACAAUUAUGCGUUUUUCUCGUAUCAGUAUAAUUCGUGCGCGCUGCCCCACGUGGUCUGUGACAGCUGGCGAAGCUCCUAGGAACGUCGUUCUAUUGCGUCCUCCAAAGUGCCUUAUAACCGCAAGACCUGUAAUAACGAUAAACAAUUCUGUAUAUACGGUAUAUAAUUUUUUACUUGUCUCCGACCAGUACCGACUGGUGUAUCUGUCGAAGGAAUAAAUAUGGUCGAUAAGCGA
This is a messenger RNA of Orussus abietinus, 3873 nucleotides long. Its product is annotated as partitioning defective 3 homolog. NCBI's taxonomy places the organism in Eukaryota, Metazoa, Arthropoda, Insecta, Hymenoptera, Orussidae. Gene Ontology annotation, biological process: establishment of centrosome localization; microtubule cytoskeleton organization; establishment or maintenance of epithelial cell apical/basal polarity. Gene Ontology annotation, cellular component: cell cortex; apical junction complex; apical plasma membrane. The record is from RefSeq and is a predicted model, not a curated record. The coding region runs from base 434 to 3295 and encodes 953 amino acids. Gene Ontology annotation, molecular function: phosphatidylinositol binding; protein binding. The transcript has a single exon.